CGGAAGCUGCUCUCGGUCCGGCAGACGAACACAAAUACGACAACAGAGUGAAGCUAACCAGCAGCUAACCAGCAGCUAACCGACCGGCCAAAUAAACUCCAGUUCUGAGCGUCACUUUGUCCUCCUGCCGGACCAGAGCAGCUUCCGUCCGCAGCAAAGAACCGAACCUCUGCCGAGAUGCCUGAAACUGAGAGCUACUCCAACCCUUUGGCCCCUGAAGGCCACGAGGUGGACGACCACAGAGCUGCUGCUCAGUCCAAACUGACCAAUGACGACUUCAGGAAGCUGCUGAUGACACCGCGGGCGGCGCCAUCGUCGGCUCCGCCCUCUAAGUCCAGACAUCAUGAAAUGCCAAGGGACUACAACGAGGACGAGGACCCUGCAGCGAGGAGGAGGAAGAAGAAGAGUUAUUAUGCUAAGCUACGUCAGCAGGAGAUGGAGAGAGAGCGAGAGCUGGCCGAGAAGUACCGAGACCGAGCGAGAGAGCGACGAGACGGCGUCAACAAAGACUACGAGGAGACGGAGCUGAUCAGCACCACGGCCAACUACAGAGCUGUGGGCCCCACCGCUGAGGCAGAUAAGUCUGCAGCUGAGAAGCGUCGGCAGCUCAUCCAGGAGUCCAAGUUCUUGGGAGGUGACAUGGAGCACACUCACUUGGUGAAAGGUCUGGACUUCGCUCUGCUGCAGAAGGUGAGAGCUGAAAUCACCAGUAAGGAGAAAGAAGAAGAAGACAUGAUGGAGAAAGUCCAGAAAGAGGCCAAGAAGGACGUGGAGCCGGAGGAGAAGAUCGAGUUUAAGACUCGUCUCGGUCGGAACAUCUACAGAACAGUGUUCAGAUCCGGUCUGCCCGAGAGGAACGAACUGUUCCUGCCCGGCAGGAUGGCCUACGUGGUGGACCUGGAUGACGAGUUCACUGACACUGACAUCCCGACAACUCUGAUCCGCAGC
Stegastes partitus (bicolor damselfish) is the source of this 948-nucleotide messenger RNA. It is a transcript of the gene ik, whose product is annotated as IK cytokine. The record is from RefSeq and is a predicted model, not a curated record. The annotation marks the transcript as partial. The transcript is spliced from 11 exons. Lineage: Eukaryota; Metazoa; Chordata; Actinopteri; Pomacentridae.